GUGUUCCUGUUGCUGGGCAACGAGCGGGUAAACAGUUUCUGGGCAGCUAACAUCCCGCCAAGUGAAGCCUUGGCCCCCUCUAGCUGCAGCGAGGAGAGACGCCGCUUCAUCACCAAUAAGUACCGGCAGGGCAAAUACAGGAAGUACCACCCUCUGUACGGAAACCAGAAAGAGCUCAACAAUGCUCUUCUUAUAAAUGUGCAGGGCAGUGAUGUGCUGGAGACGUUGAGCCUGAUCUCUUGUGGUGCAGAUGUAAAUUGUCCAACUGGUAUGCCAAGUGCGCCCUCGGCUCUCUCCCUGGCCACCACCACACAGCCCCUACAGGCGGAGUUAAUCAGCCACAACCUCAACACAGAACUACCACGGUCAGAGCCGGGUGAGGCAAUGGACACAAGACCUUACUUGCCAGCACCUUGUGUGUCUCACAAUGGCUUCCUUUUCAAGACUGCAUAUGCCCGGGCUAUUACAGAGCGCAAGGCCAAAGAGGAGUUCAGUCGUCGCUGGUGCACUCUGAAUGAUGGCACCUACAGCUACUAUGAGAGUGACAAGAACUCAAACCCUAACGGAGCUCUGAAGGCUUCAGAGAUCGUCUGCCUGGCUGUUGACCCGCCUUAUAGACAUGGGUAUGAACACACCUUUGAACUGUACUCGGAGUCAGAGCGUCUCUAUCUGUUCGGCACUGAUGACCCAUGCGGCCACAAGGAAUGGGUCAAGUCUAUUGCCAGGAGCCUGAUCCCGGCCUCUGCAGAGCCGCUGCUGAGGUUAGCUUUUGAGCGGAUUGGGCGGCUGAAGUGUAAAGACGGCUUGAACCUGCAAACAUCCAAGGUGGGCUGGUUUGCUCUGGUGGGCUCUACACUUCACGCCUACCUGGAGGACAGCCAGGGAGAGGAGAUCCACCUCCGCAAACUGAAUGAGCUCUCAAUUCAACAAGACAAUGAGGUGCUUGUUCUGGUGGAGAGAGGCAGGACUUUGUACAUAGAGGGUGAGAGGAAGUUGGAUUUUGCCGGCUGGUGUACGGCCAUCCAGGCAGCAGCGGGGAGUGGAGGAGACACACUGAGCCAGCAGCAGCUGACGGAGACAGACAUACCGGUCAUAGUGCACAGCUGCAUCGGCUACAUCACGCAGUGCGGCUUGACCUCUGAGGGGAUAUAUCGUAAGAGCGGUGUGAACUCCCGUGUGGCCGCGCUGUGCGAGAGAUUUCACCGUGACGCCCGCAGUGUUCGUCUGAGGGAAGGAGAGCACCAGGUGGACGACGUCUCCACCACACUCAAACGCUUCUUCAGGGACUUAGAGGAGGGGCUGUUCACGUCAGAGGAAUCCAAAGGCUGGCUAAGUGCUGCUGGCAUUCAGGAAGAAAGCCAGAAAAUCUCCCAGUUCCAGCUGCUGCUGAACAGACUUCCUCGUGUCAACAAGGCUACACUACAAGCCCUUAUCAACCACCUCUUUUGUGUGCAGCGUUUUUCUGAGCUGAACCAGAUGAACCUCCAUAACCUGGCCAUAGUGUUCGGCCCCACACUCUUCCAGACGGACGGGAAGGACUACACUGCAGGCCGCGCCGUAGAGGACCUCAUACAGCACUACACACUCAUCUUUGAGGUGGAUGAGCAGCAGCUUAAGAAGCAGCUGGAAGAGAUCACUGUCAUCAUCAAAGUGCGAGAGACACUCAACACAAAGUUUCCCAGUACUGAACCCGGCGGGCACUUCAUCUGUACUGUGUACUUGGAGGAAAAGAAGGAAACAGCAGAGCAACAUGUCAAGAUCCCUGGUUCUAUGACAGCAGCAGAGCUGACCUGUGAGGUCCUGGACCGGCGUAACAUCCGGGUUAAAGACAAAGAGUACUGGAACUGCUGGGAGGUCAGCGACAAGGAGGACAUGGAACGCCCGCUGCACUAUCAGGAGCGAGUGUUACCCAUCCUUCACUCCUUUGGCACCGACUCCCAUCUGCUCAUCAAGAAACACCUGGCUAUGGAGGCGAUGAUGGAGUACCUGGCCAGCAAAGUGGAUUUAUCCAAACACGGGAUGAUGAAAUUCAGAGAGGAGCGAAGCAUCUUGGGAUUGGGACUGUCCUCUGGAAGUUUCCACGACCGAUACUUCAUCCUGAAUUCCAGCUCUCUCAGAAUGUACAAGGAAGUCAGAAGUAACCGUCCAGAGCGUGAUUGGGUGGUGAAAAGCUUAAAGGUCUACCUGGGUAUUAAGAAGAAACUCCGUCCUCCUACAUGCUGGGGACUAACAGUGGUGUGUGAGAGUAAAAAACAAGAGAAGCAGGAGAAACAGCAGUGGUAUCUCUGCUGUGACACCCAAACAGAAAUGAGGGAAUGGUAUGCUACUCUUCUCAGCAUCCAGUAUGAUGGCAACGUGUGGCCUCAGGACGGACUCCAGCAGACACGAGUGAGCCGCGUGUUGCCGGAUACGCGUCACGGUAAUGUGUCACUGAUACCGCUGCGUGGCAGUGAGAAUGAGAUGCGGAACAGCGUGGCAGCUUUCAGCCAAGACCCGCUUGCUCUGUUUAGAGAUGUUCGAUAAUUGUCGCUGCAAGAAAGGGCCGACGGUCCGCCUCAGAUGACCUACAUCAUCUUUCUGCCACUGUAAUGGCCAGAUUGACGGACACUGUGUGGAUUAUGGCCUGAUACUGCCAUCUGCUCCUUCUGGGUAUGAACUGGACCAAAAAGAACAGACAAUGAGGAUCACAUGUCAAAUAUAACCGACACUGGUGUCCCUGCACAAAUGAAUUUUACGUGACUUGAUGUACAGAAGCAGCAGCUGGGAGCGGUGGCACUCAAAAUCAAAGAGCGACAUUAUGAUGGACUACAAUCACUCGCUUCCUAAUCGAUGUCCGACAAGACUGCGCCCUCUGUUCCUCUGGUUCCAUUGGUCAGCGGCAUGUGACUCAAUCCCUGCAUUGCAUUAUGGGACAAAAGCAUGAAGAUCAUGCUGAGAAAAAUGUCUAAUGUAUUUAGAAAAGACUUAGUCGGGAUAUUCUAGGCACUAGCAUCAAGUGCUUGGCCAUUUUUAAAUAGUUUAUUACUUGCAUUUGUAGCUGAAUAUGAUUUAUAACUUAGUUUUUUUAUUUUAGCUCUUUUUCUGUACUAUUGCUCAUGAAUUGUCAGGAUAACCCUGCAGUAAAUAUUUGCUAUUGUAAGCAAAGCUGAUGUCACAGGUGACCUGAUUCUGUCCAGGGUUUGUUCCACUGGGACCAAGACUGAGACAUGAGCGGUGAUGGAUACUGUCUGUUACUCCAUAGGACAUUUGCCUGUACUGCACAAAAACAUGGUCACUGGCAUAUUUGGCUCGUGUCCAUUUGUCUGCAUAAUGUGGACCAGAAUAUGUGAACGUGUGCAUUUGUGGAUUGUUUCUUAUGAGGAAUGAAGGAAGAGGAGGUAUGAGCUAAAAGAGUUGAGGGCUAAAUAGCCUUUGCUUAACACUGUUUGAAUAUGUGAUUAAAUAGGAUAAGCAAUUGGUUUAGUAUUGUCCUUUUAAUCUGAAUCAAGCACCUUAAAUAUAUCACAUUUCAAACCAUAAUCACUUAUUCCAAACAUUGUUCUGUGCCUAAUACGUCAUAUUUUAUGUUUCCGCUGUCUUAAUCCUCAGCACUGCAUCCUCUCUUUUUUCUAGAUAUACAGAAUAAAUAUACAUACAUGGGCAGAUUUGUCACUAACCAGCAGUAUUUAUGAAGUUUUAGUUUAUACAUUUGUCACAUUGCAAUUCAAAAUGUAUUUUUAUGUCUAGAAUCUUUGCAGCAGCAUAUUAUUCUAGUUUGUUCAUCCAAACAGUGCAGGAUUUCUUUUGAAACAUCUGUAAUACAAGAAAACAUUAAAGUGCAUUAUAAUCUUUUACCUUUCUUUCAACUUGGGUCCAAACUAGGGUUGCAAAAUUCUGGGAAUUUUCAAAGAUGGAAACUUUCCAUGGGAAUACACAGGAAUAAACUGGACAUUUUCAAAAUUGAAGGUUGGUUCUUCAAAGGGAACUUAAAUAUAGUUGGCGAAAGUACAUUUUAGCAUAAUCUUGUCUAAAACAAACAGAUGCCAUUCAAGUACACUUGAAUAUCCAUGCCAUUCCUCAAUCACAUGCACAUAGCACACUGCUUACUGCAUGGCUAUUGAGACCACACGCCCUACAGGCACUGUGCAUUCCUCAUCACAUGCACGAUGAUUUCUAGAAGUCAUAUUUAACUCAACAUUCAUGUUUUGUUCUUCAAUGAAACAAAUGAUUGUUCAAUAAAAUAAUUAAAACUUGUUCUGUUCUACUUACAAAUAAACCUGUUGAAAUGUAAUUUUUUUUUAAUUGUAUCACUUUGCAUGGAUGUUUUCUUAUGACAAAACACAUUUUUUAUAUUUAUGCUUGGAUAUGAUAACAAUUCGAUUACAUUACCCUCAAUUCCAAGUUAGUUCCCAUCAAUUCCCAUUAUUCCCAUGGAAAUUUACCAGAAAUGUUCCGCCCCUUUGCAACCCUAGUCCAAACUCCUAUAUAUUUCUCAGAAGGAGAAAUCUCUAUAAACUGUAUUGAGUGGCAACAGAGCCUGACCAGCUAGUUUCACCAACUUGUGUACCACCUGUUGUAAAGACAGCAGAGGACGCUAGAUGCUGUGCUAGUGAGAAACUGUUGUUUAGAUAAAUGUUUGGUUUAAGCGCAGUUAAAUCCGUGUCCACGCAGUUUGUGUGUAUGAGUAUAUUGUUAGCUACCCUGUGAAGUAACGUAAAUACACUAUAGAAAGUGUUUAUCCCCUCCAUUCACUUUUGUCAUUAUUCUUUGUUUUCUACAUUGAAUCAAAGUGGAUGAAUCAUAAGUCCUUCAUUGACAUGGAUCAUGAGACAAUUAAGUACAAAUAUGAAUCACAAAAUACUCGUUGCAUUAGUUUUCAGUCCUUUUAAAUCAACCAGCACUGUCAAGUUGUAUGAUAAACGUUUUGGGAUGAAACUAAGGUUCAGACUGUUCUACAAAGUGUAUUUUACAUCUUCGCUAAAAACAAAAUGUAGACCUUUCUGAUACAGUUGUAUUUAACAAAGAUUGUUUUUACACCCGGGAUACUAACACACAUGUUUUCACUUUUGUGACAUCUAAAAUCACUUGCCAUAGAAAGUGGACGUUUAUCUAUUAUUAACAAUAUGUAUGUGUUUAUAUAAUGUGUAUUGUAUCGAUACGUUGAAGUGUCACUCUCAGAUCAUUGUCUAAACCUGCUUAGUACUUCUGUGAUUCGAUGUUGUAAAACAAUGGUUUAGAAUAAAAGUCCAACAGGGGCCGAUGAAUACUUUUUAUAAGUAGUAUAUAUUUUGUCACUCUUCGUCUUUUCUUAUUCUGUUUCUCAGCAUUUUACUGAUUUUGCAUCUAUGAAACUCUAAUAAACACAUUCAGCUAG
Gymnodraco acuticeps is the source of this 5353-nucleotide messenger RNA. RefSeq names its product arf-GAP with Rho-GAP domain, ANK repeat and PH domain-containing protein 1-like. Gene Ontology annotation, molecular function: GTPase activator activity; phosphatidylinositol-3,4,5-trisphosphate binding; protein binding. The record is from RefSeq and is a predicted model, not a curated record. Lineage: Eukaryota; Metazoa; Chordata; Actinopteri; Perciformes; Bathydraconidae. Gene Ontology annotation, biological process: signal transduction; positive regulation of GTPase activity.